UCCACGUAUCUGAACAGGAAGCAAMAAAUAUGUCCAAACAACUGCACUGUACAAGGGAGACUUAUUUCAGGUGAUAUCUUAAUUUUUUAUUGGCAGUCAUUGACACACACUCUAUCUGUACUAUAUUCUUCGGACGUCAUCUUUCCCGCGAAGACAAUUCCUGGAGAAGACGUUCAAGCGGGGGGUCACGAUGGCACAGAAGGUCCUGGUGACUGGGGGAGGAGGCUACAUCGGCAGCCACUGUGUGGUGGAACUGAUUGAGGCAGGAUUCUGCCCUGUGGUCAUAGAUAACUUCAGCAAUGCCGUCCAAGGAGGAGUAAGGGAUGUCCCUGAGAGCCUGCAGAGGAUAGAGAAAAUCCUGGACACCAGCAUUGAGUUCUAUGAGCUGGACCUGCUGGACCGCACAGGCCUGGAGAAGCUCUUCAAACAGCAUUCAUUCAGUGCUGUAAUGCACUUUGCUGGUCUAAAAGCAGUGGGUGAGUCAGUUGAGCAGCCAUUGAGGUACUAUCGGGUCAACCUSACUGCAACCAUGAACUUGCUUGAGGUGAUGCAGACUCAUGGCGUGCGCAAUCUGGUCUUCAGCAGCUCAGCCACGGUGUAUGGAGACCCCCAGCGGCUUCCCAUAGACGAACAGCACCCUGUUGGGGGGUGCACCAACCCCUACGGCAAAACCAAGUACUUCAUAGAGGAGAUGAUUAUUGACCAGUGUAAGGCAGAGAAGGACUGGAAUGCAGUGCUGCUGCGCUAUUUUAACCCGAUCGGGGCUCACUCCUCUGGGCUCAUCGGAGAAGACCCUCAGGGCAUCCCCAACAACCUGCUGCCCUAUGUCGCCCAGGUGGCCAUUGGGAGAAGAAAACACCUCAAUGUGUUUGGGAAUGARUACGACACUAUUGAUGGAACAGGAGUGCGAGAUUAUAUCCAUGUUGUGGAUUUGGCCAAAGGACACAUAGCUGCCCUCAAGAAACUGAAGGACAAUUGUGGAUGCAAGGUGUAUAAUUUAGGAACAGGAACCGGUUACUCUGUGCUCCAGAUGGUGAAGGCUAUGGAGAAGGCCUCAGGGAAGGAAAUCAUGUACCUGAUCGCCCCUCGGCGAGGAGGAGAUGUAGCAUCCUGCUAUGCUGACCCCCUUCUGGCUGAGAAAGAGCUGGGCUGGAAAGCUGACUUCGACCUGGAGAGAAUGUGUGAGGACCUGUGGCGCUGGCAGUCCAAAAACCCUACCGGAUUCACUAAUAACAGCCCGUCUUCAAUAUGAUGUCACUCAACYCUCAUCUUCUUCACUUCCUCCUAUGUUGCUGGGCCAAAGCAAAUCAUAAAGUUCUUCAUUUUUCUUUUGCAUUCACACAUGAAGAGACCUCAAGACAAAAUGAAUGAUUUAUAUUUCAUAAUGAUUUAAUAUUAUGUUGUUGAUUCCAUACAGGUACUUCUCUAAUGCUUAGGUGAAAAAUACCAUGUCUUGUCAUUUGUAUGUAUUGUCAUAGACAUUUUCUCUAAUGAUAUAGUAGCUGAGUCAAUAGCCAUAAAAAUGGGGAAAUACGUUUUCUAAACAAAGYAAAUAUAUUGUGUAAUUAUGUUUU
Molecule: messenger RNA, 1574 nt
Organism: Salvelinus sp. IW2-2015
Lineage: Eukaryota; Metazoa; Chordata; Actinopteri; Salmoniformes; Salmonidae
Source: RefSeq, a predicted model, not a curated record